Messenger RNA from Priapulus caudatus, 387 nucleotides. RefSeq names its product exostosin-like 2. The record is from RefSeq and is a predicted model, not a curated record. NCBI's taxonomy places the organism in Eukaryota, Metazoa, Priapulida, Priapulimorpha, Priapulimorphida, Priapulidae. Gene Ontology annotation, molecular function: glycosyltransferase activity. Gene Ontology annotation, cellular component: membrane. The coding region runs from base 65 to 382 and encodes 105 amino acids. The transcript has 3 exons.
CGGAACAUACGACUACAUUAAAUCGGACCUAAACGGGAAAUACUCGAUUAUAUUACCAGCCCCGAUGCUUCUACAUCGCGACUACUUUCCGGCGAUCAACUCUCUCCCGGACGACGUCUACGCGAUGGUCGACCGCUACAACAACUGCGACGACAUCGCGAUCAACUUCGCCGUCAGCGACGCGCUGGACGACGCGUCGGGCGUCUGCGUCGUGCCGCAGAAGUACGCGAAGAUCGACAAGCGAGGCAAGCGCUUCAAGGGACUGCAGGCGUCCGACGCGCACCACUCGAAUCGCACGCGCUGCCUCAACGAGCUGGCGACGAUGUACGGACGCAUGCCGCUACGCUACAGCGACGCCUUCGUCGUCGCCAUGAGGCUAUGACGUCA